This is a messenger RNA of Fusarium proliferatum ET1, 1233 nucleotides long. RefSeq lists its product as uncharacterized. The coding region runs from base 1 to 1233 and encodes 410 amino acids. The transcript is spliced from 2 exons. NCBI's taxonomy places the organism in Eukaryota, Fungi, Ascomycota, Sordariomycetes, Hypocreales, Nectriaceae. The record is from RefSeq and is a predicted model, not a curated record.
AUGUCGGCAUUAGCGGAGAAAAUCGGCACUAAGCUUCUGGUAAAAUUUGCUUGUGGUAUUGCACAAGCUGCUGGCGCCAAGGCUUUUGAGAAGGGGUUUGAGGAGUUCUUUGGCAGCGAUGAAAAGAACCUUGAGAACACCAUCAAGAACGAGAUCGCAGAUGUCAAGAAGGAACUCAAGGAAGCCAUCAACCAGAUUCGAGAUGUCAAGAAGUCUAUUGAGAACCUUGCCAGUCAAUUGGCUGAUAGCAUCCUGCAACUUCGAAGCGACUCCUUGAAGGGUCACUUGACAAAGAUCGACAGUCUCUACAACAGCAUCAUCGACAUUUUCGAGACUGUCGUUCACGACUCCGAGAUUACGGACCUUGAGAAGCGCCAGCUGAGGAUGCGUGAGCUCCAAAAGCGAUUGGACAGUCGACUUAAGGAGGUUGCUAAGGACGUUCCCGAAAGUCUGGAACAAAUCAACAGCUUUCUUGGCGAGGAGGGAAACAGUUCGUUCCUAAAGCAACUCGCACAGCGUGCUUUUGACAACUCUGAAGAAUUCCGAAUUUUUUACCUCAGAUGCAGGGCUUUGGUCUACAGCUACUGGGCAGUGGUCGGCCGGGGAAUUGAGCUUUUAGAGAUGGCGACAAAAGCCCCGAAAGUCCACUUCUCCGAAGGAGAGAAGACUACCGCCCGGCACCUUGGAUACCUGGAGAAGCAGCAAAAGCUUUUCGAAUCAUCUGUCGGCAAGGCUACGAUCGACCUCUACAACAGGCUUAUGGAAGUCAAGGGUGAAGAGAAGCUGAAAGUCUGGUUUGCGACAAACGCUUCAUCUGGAUUUUCAGGACACACUCUCCCUAUUGAUGGACUCGGCCCCGUAGCCGUUGCAGAUGCCGGGUGGCAGAAAUGGUACCUAACACCUGCGUCGGGCAGGGAAUCACUUGAUUCAUUCAGCGGCUCUGCCUAUUGGCUACAAGACAUUGAAACAGGCGAUUGGUUGGGCAAUCUAACUGCAGGUGCUGGCUAUCUUACUAGCAGAUACGUCAUUAAAGGACAUGGGCUCAAGACCCCCGUUCAGUGGAACUGGUUUAUCAAGCCUGCAGCGCCAGGUUCCGACAGGUUUACUCUUAGGCAGGAAGAGUCUCCAGGCUGGGUUAUAAGUGUGGACAGGCAAACUAAGGUAUUGAUAAUGCAUGGGCCCUUGCCUAGCCCAAGUGCUGAGUUGUUCCAAAUUCUACCUGUGGAUAACUGA